Molecule: messenger RNA, 378 nt
Organism: Paramecium sonneborni
Lineage: Eukaryota; Ciliophora; Oligohymenophorea; Peniculida; Parameciidae
Source: the annotation of a GenBank genome assembly
AUGCUUGGAGCUGAAAUAGUAACUUUGGAUUGGUUGACUAAUUCUCUUAAAUAAGGAAAAGUGAUUUAGAAUUUCCAAGAUUAUAUUCCUAAGAGUGAUGAAUUUGUAAAUUCUUUUGGAUUAAGCAUAUAAUAAAUUUUAUAAAGUAGGGAUACUUAUUUUGAAACAAAUGAAAAUAUAGUCAAAAUUUUUAAUGGAAAUUAUUUUGUUAAAGUCGAUGUAACUCCUUCAAAAGCUGAAAUCGAAUAUUUAAUAAAAUUAGGUGGUGGAGAGAUUUUAUAAAGACCUGGUAAAAAUGUAAUAACCAUAAGUGAUACAAAGAUUGGAAAUUCUAUGCCAUCAGAUUAUAUUUUGGAUGGAUGUAUGUUUCAAUCUUGA